Molecule: messenger RNA, 3764 nt
Organism: Amoebophrya sp. A25
Lineage: Eukaryota; Dinophyceae; Syndiniales; Amoebophryaceae
Source: the annotation of a GenBank genome assembly
GCAAGAAGCUCCCCCUUUAGCUCCAUGCUACUCCAUGUGAUCCAUGCACUCCAUGCCAUGCGAGCUGUGAAACCUUAUAAACUGCUCUAGCCUAUAUGUACAUGGCACCACUUGGCCUUGAGUUGACCUUCCAUCACAUCGUCUUCGUCACAUACUAGUCAGGAAUCCCUAGGAUGACGGAUUAUGCUAAGUGGGAUCGUAUUGAGAAGUCGCUCAACAGCGACGACGAUGAGGAGGACGAGCUGACCAAGAAGAACAAGGCUGACCUUGCAGAAGCCUGCAAAGGCCUCAUUGACGACGAGUUGAAACCAUUUGUCAAAAAAUGGGGUCUAUCUUUGGAUUUGGCGCUUUGUUUGGCGUGCAAAGAAAACCAAAAGGAUUUGGUUGAGGAGUUGCUGAAACAGGGUAUUCGUGUUACACGCUCAGGCACAUAUGGUUUCCUGGCUCCGAUCUCUGUAUGCCACUGCUCUACAACUACUUCUUUUACUUUCUCAUCCCUUCAUUUCAAAAUAUUUUGUGACUGAAUUUCAAUUUUUUUCAUUUUUGUUUCGCACAAAAAAAGGUGCUAACCCAAAUGCCUUGGAUCCACGUGGAAGGUCUUGCUUGAAGCUCAGUCUACGCUAUGCAGUGUCCGCACGGCCAAUCAUUGAGCUGCUCUUGGAGCACAAGGCGGAAGUAUACAGUUGCAAAGACCGACUUUCGUGUGGAGGACUUAGUAGCACUGAAUCUACAAGGAUAUCUAUAUCAACACCAACUGACGAAAUAGAGCAACAAGCAGCAUCAACCUGUGACGAUGUUAAAAAAUCAGACUCUCCAUUAACACCGCGGACACCGGAUACAGUAGCACCACCCUCAGAUUCACUGCACUUGAUUUCACCCGAAGGUGGCGUUGCUGGAGGUGGUGAUGCAGCUUCUCCUUGUGCUGGUGUACCAUCUGGUGGGCAGUUGAAGAACGAUCUUCGUCCCAUCGUCGAAGAUGAGCUGUCACCCUUAGCUCAAGCAUCAGCUGGCGAAGACUGCGAUGUGGGUGUGAUUGAGCACCUCAUAAACCACGCUCAUUGGCCCAAUCAGAGAGUAAAGCAGAAGACUUUGGAUUACGCGCUUUUCCACGCGUGUCAGAAGGGAACCGGCAGAAUCUGUCGGACCUUGAUGGCAAAUGGCGCCGACCCAUGGGGACACUUGGAGGACGCGGCUGGUCUUACGUGUUUGCACUAUUGGGCUUCGCAAAGUGAUGUGGCCUUGAUUUCAAGUGCGGUGCUGGGAUUGCAAAGUAAAAGUUCAUGUUUAGCUUGAUCUUGUGCGGAGGAAAAAUUGAUAGAUAAAAAUCUUCCACUUGUCGCAAAGCCAAAGGGAACAAAAAAUUGAUAGAUAAAAAUCUUCCACUUGUCGCAAAGCCAAAGGUAGUCGUGCAAGAUUAAAUUAUCACCUAUGAUGUUCCCGUCAACGUCUCUCAAUACUCUUUUUAGGUAUCUGCGACCGCAACACCAAACUACCAUCCGAAAACCUGGAGAAUCCAAGUUCGCGGGACGCGUAUCUAACUGUAAACGACGUCAAAACUCUCAAUGGCGAAACACCUUUGCUUACGGCUGUGCUCUGCACAAAUAGAAAUGUGGUUGGAAUAGUCUCCAUUCCUCUUCCAGGGUUGCUCCUUACAUAUAUGCGACUUUCCCCAUAUAAACAUAAUGUAAAUAGCGGUCAAAAUAAGACGAAGCACACGACUUCUAAUGUCCACAUAGCGGUCCGAGCCAAUUCCCUGCCUGCGGUUCGUAUGCUCCUAGCUUUUGGCUUCGACGUUGCGCAAUCCUCCGUAAAUGGCCACAUGGCGAUGAACCUGUUCCAGACUGCACAGAUGUUUGACCUUCUGAUUCGCCAAGGAGGAAGAAAAUACAUGAAUCAUUUGCCGAGACAACUCUCAGAGCAUCCACAGGACGAGGAAGUCAUCGAUGCUGGGUUUUCUCCGCUGCUUGCUGCCCUAGCAAACAACGCAUUGAACGAUGAUUUGGCUAUGCGAAUGCUAGACGAAUUUCCUGAAAUCGACGUGGAUCUAGAAGGCAACCAAUUGCCCUUGACCUGUGCAGUGAGGAAGAAUAGAUCAGCACAAUUGAUUCACAAAAUGGUGGUGGAGAAAAACGCAGAUGUGAAUCGGAUCGAAAAAUGCACGAGGGUGCCAACACUGAUCUUAGCGGUUAUUAUGAAGUAAAAAGUAAAAAAAAAUUAGGAAGAUUGCAUGAAUUUGAUGAUAUUCCUCUACCAUAAUUCUCUUCUCUACACAAGCUACUUCCCUCACACCUCCUCGUUCUUCUCUUUUCAAUAAAAGCAUUCUCUUCUAGUUGAAAAGAGAAGACGAUCGUAGAACUAUCUAGUUCUACGAUCGGCAUGGUCGUUGGCAGUGACUGAAAUAUGGGAGGUAGCUUUGACAGGGCUACUCUUCCUUGUUCAGUAUCUCGCUUAUUUUCAGUAGUUACUCGCUUAUUUCAGUUUUUCGAAUAGGAAGAUUGCAUAGAUUUGAUUUUGAUGAUAUUCCUCUCGUUCUUCUCUUCUCAAUAAUACAUCACUGCCAACGACCAUGCCGAUCGCAUUCUCUAAUCUAUCUAGUUCUACGAUCGGCAUGGUCGUCGGCAGUGAGGACGAAAACCAAGACGAAGAGACGGGUGUGGAUGUUGCAGCUCCCUUUCCCAGGGGUACUGCAGGAGCACAAGAAUCUACUUCUACUUCUACACAAGACCAUCCAGCUGCUGUAGUCCCCGUUGACGCCCCAAGAGACUACGAUAGAGAUCCAACGUUGCCUUGGCAAAUUCGUGUAGCUAAGUGCCUUCUGACAGCAGGUGCGGAUCCCUUGAUGGAAGAUCCUCAAGGCUUCAACACCAUCACUCGGUGUUUGUCUCCGCGAUUACUGGGAGAAAUCUUGGCCCACCUAGAGGAAAUGGAGAGGACUGAAACGCUGCACGUUCAAAUGCCAUCAUUGGUGGAACACUUGAAAGCGGCUUCUUUGCGCAAAAAUCAAGAACUAUCUUUUGGAAGCAGCACUAGUACCCAAGUUGUAGAAGUCGACGACGAUGAUGACGAAGCACCUCCACGAGAAGAAAUCACGACAAGCGUGAAGAGCAUGAUGAAAGUCACUGAGUUCCUAGUGAAUCACAAAUCUAGCUGUGGUAAGAGUGCUCUCGUCAUUGCAAGUAGCUCAAACAAUGUGAAGAUGAUCGAACUGUUGUUGCAAAAGGGAGCUGCGGUAGAUUUGGCGGCACCUGUUACACCAUUGAUAGCUGCUGCCGCAAACUGCCACUUAGAAGCAUGCACUCUUCUAGUCGAAACAGGCAAAGCAGACCGUUCAUUGGCCUUGCGAAACCGAGUGGCGCUUGAUUUCGUCGACAAGAAUGAUAGAAACUAUCCAGCUUUGCGAGCGUUGCUGGAAGAACCAAGGAUUGUUGACGCGUAAUUAUCUUGUUGGACGACGCAGUGCUAGUGAUCUUUCAACCACUACUGGGGGGCUUCAUGAUGUCGACGUCUUCCUGGGAGUACAAUCUCCUCGUCUUCAACUUUCUCGCUUGCUGUAGCUGCAAUGUUCUCGGCCUUCGACAGGCUUGUUGCUGCAAUGUCCUGUCGAAAAUAGGGAGCAAGAGCUACACCACAAACUUAGUUGUCAUUGUGAAUCUUUUGAUCACGAUGGUCACCAUUUGCAGAGCUAUGAUGAGUUCAGUACCGCCUUGUACUUACUUCUUCUUGUUCUUACAGUCGCUGUUGCUCUCCCUCGUUCUCGUUGGCCA